Messenger RNA from Chilo suppressalis (striped riceborer), 4650 nucleotides. The record is from the annotation of a GenBank genome assembly. Lineage: Eukaryota; Metazoa; Arthropoda; Insecta; Lepidoptera; Crambidae.
AUGCAACUGACAUAAUGUAUGUGUAUUGUAUUGAUUGAAAGUAUUAAAAUUAUUGAAAUUUGAAACGGAGUUAUAUCGCUCUAAAUUGUUAAGAAAUUAAUCGUUCCGCAACAUUUAAAAUAUAUUUCAGAUAAUGGGUUAGUUAACUUUCAUUAGGUGUUUUGGUAUAAUUAGUUGAUUGGUUAAUUUUCGUGAUCGCAUAAUUUGUUAAUGACCUAACAAUGGAACAUGAAAUAUCAUUUGAUUUUAGUUCUGUAGUAGACUCUCUUGUGAAUUUGUUUGGUGAUGUUUUGAGCAGAGACGUUAUCGAAACAAUUGUGGAUAGUUGUGGUGGAGACUUGAAUUUGUCUGCUGACGCCAUCAUGAAUGUUACAAGUGAAACCAAGCCUGGCCUGCAAAAAAAUGACUUCGCUAAUUCUAAAAAUUCUGACACCAAAGACGCAAUACCAUUGCCACUUGAAAGAACUACUACUCAAGAUAAAGCUAGCAGUUCUAAGCAGCCAUCAUCUGUUUCAUAUGCAGAAUCGAUUCAAACUACUGGAGCUGUACCCAAGCAGCAAAUUAAAUUCACCCAGCCUAAUAAGAAUUCUUUGUGGAAUGAACAAUUUUGUAGAAUUGUAUCAUAUCAUAACCGAGGAUAUCGUGUGUUAAUUCUGAUGAGAGGUUUGCCAGGUUCUGGUAAGUCAUUUAUAGCUAACAGAAUAAUUGAGGCUACCAUUGGAGGUUCAUUUGCUGAUUUGAAAACUCAUAUUUGUAGCACAGAUGAUUAUUUUAUGGUUGGAAGGAGGUACAAUUUUAAUAAACAAGAUUUACCAUAUGCUCAUUCUCUUAACCAUAAGCGAUCUAUAGCAGCUAUGGAACAAGGAUUGAGCCCUGUGAUUAUAGAUAAUACAAACAUAGAAAUUUGGGAAACUGAACCUUACGUAAAGGCAGCUGUUGCCAAUGGAUACAUUAUAGAAGUAGUAGAGCCGAAUACUCCAUGGGCUAAAAAACCGAACCAACUUUGCCGUAGAAAUGUGCAUAAUGUUCCUGUAACAUCUAUCAAAAGAAUGUUGAACAAUUAUAUCAAUAAUAUAACAGGAGAUUCUUUGAUAAAGAGUCUUGGAUUAAGUUAUCCAGCUGAUAAAGUGCCGCCGGUUAUUCGAGCGAUGCCUUUUUACCAGCCAACUUCACAAAACCCAGACCUAAUCCAGGCAAACAAUGUUAAUGAUUCUCCAUCAAGUAGUCAACAACCAGAACCGCUUGACACAUGUGAUAGCAAUAAUUCUUUAAGCGACUUUCACACAGUUGAACAAACACCAAUCCAAGCUAUAGAUAAUAAUGCCCCUCCAUCCACCAUAGCUUCAAAUAUUUCUACAGCUGCUUCUGGUCAAGUUUUAUCUUCCGGACAAAAUUGUACUGAUUCUGUAGCCAUAAAUAAGGAUGAAUAUAAAAAUAAUGAUGAAGAUAACUGUGUCAUCAAUUUAUAUAAAGAUGUACAACGACAGUUUGAGGAAAUUGAGAAAGUUGAACAAGAAUGGGAAAGUGGUGAAAACUGGGUAGCAGAACAUGAUGUUUCUACAAAUCCAAAUAAAAUCACUCAAAAUAUAGAAACCACUACGCCAAAACCGCAAAGAAAAAAACAAUCAGAAUCUAUUUCUGAGGAUAAGGUCUUAGGAAAUAUUGCAGGAUGUGAAGACUGGAGACAGAUAUCAAUGUUCAUGCCCUCUUGGGAUGAAACAGACAAACUAUCGUCCUGGUCAACAAAGCCUAAAAAUCAAUCUGUAGAAACUAUGACCAGCAGUACAUGUAUGGAAAUAGGCGACGCAGAAAAUAAUACUAAUAUGCUCAAAGUUCUUGCAGCUACUCCUAGAGAUAUCAAUCAGUUUAUAUUUUCCAUCAAUAAGGAAAAGAUUCCCGAAAAACGGAUGCUGGACAAAAGUAGUAUGACAAAUGAAAAUUUUAUUACAGACGCAACUAAAAGAUGUCAAAGUGAAGAAAAACAUUUUAAGGAGUUUAGAAGAUUAUUCAAACACGUUUCUAAAAAUGCAUUGAGGGACAUAUUUGACAAAUGCAUGGGGGAUGUCAACUGGGCAGUUGAAAUAGUUUUAGAUGGUGUGGAGUCCAAAGAACUUCCAAUUGAUAAUGAGUGUGCAUCUGAUGGAGAAGAAGAAGCAAAUACUAGUGACGAACAUUGUUCUUGUUUAGCCGCUUAUAACAUAUUACCUGAUAAAUCUUCAUCACAGAUUAAACUUGAAAAUGUUGAAUCACAAGAAGAAAGCACACCAAAAUUGAGUGGGAGCCCCACUAGACCACAAGGUCAAAAGAAACAGAAAAGAGACAACAUAAUUUCAGGUGAUUCACUGAUUUUAAAACGUUUGAUUGAAAAAAAUGUAGGAUUUUCAGAAAACCAUUAUUCAGAACAUUGUCUAAAAAUAAGAAAAAUUCGGCGUGGUGAAAAUGCUGGUAUCGCAGAAACUAUGAGUGAAAAUGACGAAAGUGAUAACGCUACAGCAUUGCCGGAUUCUACCUGUCAUGCAUCUGUGUCUCCUACUAAUGAACAACAAAGUGACGAUGAGGUUUCAAAUUCAAGUGUCGAUGAUGUUGAAAAGACUGUAGUCUUCAAUUUGGGAAAGGACUUUAUUGCCGAGUUAGACAUGUUAUUUGGACGAACAAACAUGACUUAUCCCGAUAAAGUUGUGCCUAAGAUAAAUAUUCCAUUAUCACUUCUGAAUGAAAUCAAUGCUUUGUGGAUGGAAUCUUUGAUGCAUCAGCUUGAUGAACACGAUAAGCAGACUACUAGAAUGUUGUCAGAAGAUGAAGAAUUAGCAAGACUGUUGGCAAUAAAAGAGGCAGAGUUGGCUCUGGCUGGCAAAGAACCUGAAGUUCCAGACUUUAAAGAAAUAAUGGAUAUGGAUUUUGCACUAUCAUUAUAUCAAAAGGAUGUUGCUGAAUGGCGAAACAAAAUUCCAGAUGAUCUAGCUGCAAAAUUGACCAGAGACAAAUUGUACAAUUUAUUUACCGAUAUACCAAAAGACAUAUUGUCAGAGCUUCUAUUGGCUCAUGACAAUAACUUCCAGACUACGGUUGAGGUCUUAUUGAUGUCAACUGGAAAAACCGAAAUUCUUGAGGACAAGAAUGGCUUAAACAAAUUCGUCCUGCAAAAAGAGAUGGAACGUCAAGAACGCAUUUUGGAAGAGGAAAGAAGAGCACUUUCGGAGGUGGAAUGGCCUCCUUUACCUCGCGGGGAGGUCGUCGAAAUGUCUGUAGUGAACGGGUACAGGGAGAAAGCUGAACGCCACCUGCUUAAUCGCAAUAUGCAAAAGACCCAUAUGAAAAAAUUUACAAAAUUGAUAAGAAAAAUUAAAAAUAAAACUGUGUAUAUUAUAAAAUUACUUAAAAAAUAACAUAGGAUUUGCUGAAUGUUUAUUUCAGACUGUUAUUUCCAAAACGAUGUAAUUUAUUCCAAUGUUUAAAAAAUACAUUGUCCACGUCAUCGUGGAUGUUGCGGAGAAUGGAGUUCCCACUUUCACGGAGCCUCUCCCAGAACGAAGCGGACCGCGAUCUGAGGAUACAGAAAAAUCGGGAACAUUUGCUUCAGCAAACAUUUCCUUGGCACUACAAUAUCGCGGUUUUUUGAGCAGGAUGCGAAAGGCGUCAUUAUAUUGUACUCGCAGCACAUUAAACAAACGUUUUGUAUAUCUCAGCCAAAGUUGACAUGUAUAAAACGUUUACGUGUAUAACGCCUUAAACAACAUUAUCUUGACGUCUCUCGAACAUCCGCCGAACCGCCUUGCGAGCAUAUUGCACCUCACCGCAAGAGCCCUUCUCUCCCUCUCCAUGUCGUCCUCAUCGUUGAGCUGUCCAUUCAAUAUAUGACCCAGAUAUCUGAACCUCGUUACAACCCGAAUUGGCGAAUCAUACAGCCACACCGGUGGAACGUUUACCGGACCUUUUCCGUUCCGAAAAAUAACGACUUCAGUUUUAGCUACAUUAUAUUUCAAUCCAUGUUCCCCAGCAUAGGACUCACAUAUUGAAAGAAGCUUUCGAAGUCCAUUAUAGAAUAUAUAAGAAGUAGUCCAUAUAAGAAGGAGUACUAAUAAUUGUGUUGUAAUUUCUUUUUAAUCUUCAUAUACGAAAACAAUAUUUUAGGCAUUAUGUAUAUUAUAAUAUUUAAUCAAAGUUUGACGUCCGAUAAUAAUCUAUUAAUUGUCUAUUAAUCAUGUAACGGACCUGCAAUUAAAUUUUACGUGUUUCGUCUCACCGUGGAGGAUAAUCACCUGUGGAACACAAAAAAAAAAUAACAGUGCAUUAAAUAACUGAACAGGUUGCUAGAGUAACUAACAGAGUAUGAUGAAAUUAGGUGUUAGAUUAAGUUGUGUAUUUAUCGCGAAUAAAACAGCCUAACCUCGCGCCAACGUUUCUGUUCUGCAAAACUGUACUGUCCUGUUCAGUUAUCGGCAGGGUUUUAGACGGAGAAACGCCUAGAUCUAAGAAAAAUGCCUAUUAUUUAAUGAAUUUUAAUUAUGGUGAUAUUCAACAAUAUAUUAUACUACUUAUAGAUUUAUCAUUUUGUUUUCAAUUGGCUAAUAACAAUUUUACAAUAUUAUUUUUAUACAUUUUUAACAAAUUUCUGUAAUAGUAAGAUAGAGUCUGUGCGGAAAGAGAAUG